Pseudogymnoascus destructans is the source of this 1929-nucleotide messenger RNA. RefSeq lists its product as uncharacterized. Bases 306 to 1592 code for a protein of 428 amino acids. The record is from RefSeq and is a predicted model, not a curated record. Gene Ontology annotation, molecular function: DNA binding. The transcript is spliced from 3 exons. Lineage: Eukaryota; Fungi; Ascomycota; Leotiomycetes; Thelebolales; Thelebolaceae.
UGCGCCGGUAAGGUAUGAUUGUGACCUUGGUGGCACAAUCGCGCUAACCACAUUCCUGUCCCCCAUAAGCGGUGUCCAGUGGCAGUAAGCUGUAAACAAUCACAAUCAAUCACCUUCAGCUACCACCAUCGUAGUUCCACGACAUCUGUACAUUGGUUGCUCUAGCAAAGCCGUAUUGAUACUGGUCCUAGCUGGAAGCUGAAUUGAAUUGCUAGUGCUGGCUGAAGCAUUGUCUGCGCAACUGUCAACAACCCCGAGUCACGAAUCCUUGUCUGCAAAGUAAACGCGUCUGACGGCCAUCAAACAUGGCUCCCGAGGCAGCUAAAAUCCCGAGGAAGAGUGGACGACCUUCAAAUGCGAGUGUAUUGCUGGCAGAAAGCGAAGAGCGGCCAGAAGCUUCGCCACCUAAACCCAAACGGAAACGUGGCAGACCAUCAAAUGCAAGUAAAGCGCCCCAAGAGAGCGACGAGACGCCGGAGUCAUCGCAACCUCGACGACGACGUGACAAGGUGCAACAAGAAGCCGAAGAAAGUCCCGAACCAUCCCCACCUCGGCGAAAGCGCGGGAGGCCUUCGAACGCGAGCCGAGUACUACAAGAAAUCGAGAACGAACCGGAAGUAGCUGCACCUCCACGAAAACGCGGGAGACCAUCGAAUGCUAGUAGAAUAGCGGAGGAGAUUGAGAACAGGCCCGAUCCAAUACGAGACAAACCAGCAAAGAAGAGGGCACGAGUGUCGACGGGAGGCGAAUCUUCCCAGCGAUCAGAAGCGGCUCCGAGCAAGCGCGCACGAGAGCCACGGACGCGUCAAUCGCCACGAGCUGCCUCGCCCCCCUCACCCCUCCCAUUCCAGCACCUCGAACCCGUAGAAUGCCGUAUCUCCCACAACACCAUCGACUCCACCUGGGAGCACCUCCCCGCCACCGCCCGCGACCGCGCCAUGCAGCUCCUCGGCGACAUCGAGAAGUCGGUCGUGCAGCGCCUCCGCGACGAGCGUAAGCGGACCCAGGCUAGUAUAGCGAUCCAGAUGGUGACGCGGCGGCUGGGGCGCAAGAUCGCGCGGGGCCUGCCGUUUCCGCCUGGGUCGCGGCCGCAGCGGGAAGAGGAUUUUGAUUUCGAGCGGAUACUGGAUGCGACAAGGAAACAGGAAGGGCUGUUAACGCCGGCGCUACAUGCGAGGGAGUUGCUGAAGGCGGAGAUUAGGAGGGAGGAGGUGAUGUUGGAGAGGGAGAAGCAGGCACUGGAGAAACUGGAGAAGAAUGCGGCUGCGGAACGGGGGAGGAGGAAGGCGGAGGCGAAGAAGUUGGAUCCUUCUCUUGCAAAGCGAGGAGGGGAGGUGGUGGAGUGGGGUGGUCACGAUCAACUGAACCUUGCGGAUGAGCAGACUACGGCGGAUGUGUUAGAGGACGCGAAGAUCGAUGACGACCUGAGGCCGAUUAUGGAGGAGCUACAGAACCACCUGGAGAGCAUGGAGAAUAAUUUCAAGCAAGUCGAAGGCAUCAUCCCUGCGAUAGAGAAGAGCGAGGCAAGUAUCCGGGCUACUCUGUUGACGCAGAUCGAUGAGCAGCGCUAUGAGCAAAUUAUUAUGGGAUGAACGGUCUGCUCUGUUUGGCCAAACCGAUGCACAGCGCCGCGAGGAAGCCAUUAUGGCUACUCCAUUGAAUCAGAUUGAGGGACGGCACCAUCAGCAUGUGAUUAUAGGAUGCAUGCCCCGGCCAGCUCUGUCAAUCAUGUCAAUGCGCAAGGUUAUGUAUGGGAAUGCUAUUAUGGGAUGAACUGGUGGGCUCUGUUGAACCAGACCGAUGCACAGUGCCAUGAGUAUAUUAUAAUGGGCACGUUAUGAGAUGAAGCGUCGAGGAAGUGGCUUAAUGCCAGGAAAUGAGAUCCCCUCCUCGAGGUUCUACUACAGAAUUCUAGAACGAAUAAUGAUC